GGAGGGAGAAACACAUCAGGCUUUCGCUGGCAAGCAGCAGCCUGCAGUACGAGGCUGCUUAAGAGCUGGCCUUCCUUGGUGUGUGUGUGUGUGUGUGUUUUGGUUGUGCGCUCACAAAUCCUCUUCCUGGUGGAGAGGCUCCUCACCUCUCAUCACAACAAGGUUGGCAGUCUAGAUCCCAACAAUGUUCCGCAAAAAGAAGAAGAAGAGGCCAGAAAUUUCUGCACCAAAGAACUUCGAACACAGAGUCCAUACCUCUUAUGAUGCAAAGCUUGGGAUCUUUGUGGGCCUACCAACACAAUGGCAGAGUCUUAUAGAGAACCUGCGAAGACCCAAACCCAUGGUGGACCCCUCCAGAAUAACACCGGUGGAAUUAAAACCAAAGAAGACGAUUGUGCGUGGGACCUUUGUCGGCCAUGGAGACUACAUCUCAGCCAUGCUGUCGGAUAUGAGCCGUCUGUCAGUGACCAGCUCCAACUCGCUGCGCAAGAGCAGCCCUUCAACACGCAAGAGAGCCCAAUCUUUGGGCCGCCUUGGCGAGGUGAUGGAGGGUGAUGGCUACCAGUAUGAGGACCUGGAGCGCACUGAUCUUGACCCAGAUUCCCAGAACCACUGGAGAGACCAGCUACGAAACAUCCACAGUGAGAGCGGGACCCCAUUUAUGGGUAUGAAGAAGAGCAUUACCCUGGAACCCAAUGGCAUCUUGCCUAGAGCUAAAUCUACUUACGAGGUUAAUGUUAACUCACUGGAGGGACAUCCUCCUCCUCCGGUCCUACCCAUACCUCCACCACCGCCAAUCCCUGUGCCACCCAGGCCAGUGUAUGUGGGUGGAGAUAUUGGUAGCCCUAAUGAAAGACUGAUGAUGAGAAGGGAGUUUCCCAUAGUGCUGUCUCACAACCCAAGGCCCAUCACCUGCUUUUAUAGUCCAACUAUACCCAUGCAGCAGGGACAAGGAGAGAGUGGAGGGUUUAACACAGAUAUAAGGACUGCUGACAGGCUGCUGGUUCAUCCACAAAACAGCCCUGGGAGACCAUACUCUUCUUAUGACCUGAAGUUACAGGCAGAUACUCUCCUGAGACCUCAGCCAGGCUUCUUCCACAGCGGAGCUAGCAGCCCCCUGGUGAAUGCCACAAGGCCUCAAAGAACAGUGCGCUCAUCCUCCAGCUACACAAUUGGCCUCUCUCCCAACAUCAGUUUCCGGCCCUCAGGCCCUGAUCCCUUCCUGAGGCACUCAGGGUGCCCCAAUCCAGGCCUCUAUCCCAGACAGGACAGCCCAUCCCAGCCCCGGCCUUCACCUACUGGCUCUCUGGCCACCAGUCCAGCUGGAACUUGCUCUCCAGCCUUUAGGCCACAGCAACAUCCAUCCCCACGGCCUCCACCCGACCCACCCAAAGUCACCCAUGAGCAGUUCAAGGCAGCUCUACAGAUGGUGGUGGACAAGGGAGACCCACGCUCCUACCUGGAGAACUUUGUAAAGAUCGGCGAGGGCUCCACUGGGGUGGUCUGCAUUGCACGAGAAAAGCACAGUGGCCGUCUGGUGGCAGUAAAGAUGAUGGACUUGAGGAGGCAGCAGAGACGGGAGCUGCUGUUCAACGAGGUAGUGAUUAUGCGGGACUACCAGCACAGGAAUGUGGUGGAGAUGUUUAAGAGUGCACUGGUGGAAGAAGAGCUGUGGGUUAUUAUGGAGUACCUCCAGGGAGGAGCUCUCACUAACAUAGUGUCUGAAACCAGGUUGAGUGAGGAGCAGAUCGCUACUGUGUGUGAGGCUGUCCUGCAGGCACUGGCUUAUCUUCACUCGCAAGGCGUCAUUCAUCGUGACAUCAAAAGUGACUCCAUCCUGCUGUCCUUGGAUGGAAGGAUUAAACUCUCAGACUUUGGCUUUUGUGCUCAGAUCAGCAAAGAUAUUCCUAAAAGGAAAUCACUGGUAGGGACACCAUACUGGAUGGCCCCUGAAGUUAUCUCAAAGUCACCAUAUGGCACAGAGGUGGAUGUGUGGUCUAUGGGCAUCAUGGUGGUGGAGAUGGUGGACGGAGAGCCUCCUUACUUCAGCGAAACCCCAGUGGUGGCCAUGAAGAGGCUGAGAGAUGAGCCACCGCCCACUAUACGAAACAUUCAGCAGGUGUCUCCAAUGCUAAAAGACUUCUUGGACCGCAUGUUGACCCGAGACCCGGUGGAGCGUGCAAGUGCCACGGACCUCCUUGAACACCCAUUCCUCCUGCAGAGCAGCUCUCCACAGUGCCUCGUGCCCCUUGUUGAGCAGUACCGCAAGCGCAUGUCUCGCUGCUGAGUCCCCUAUUCUUCCUGUCUCUCUACAUUACACUACAUGCCAUCAUAGGCUCUUGACUCGAGGCUCCCAGGGCUCCAGGUCUGGACGUCUCACAUAUGAACGUCCCGGGCGCAAAGAAGUGAGCUGAUGCACAGUACAGCUUCUAUAGACUCAGAAAAAGAGCACUUGCUAUCCUCAUGCAAGCAGGAUGGCUGUGGAUAAUGUAGACGGAGUGUUAAUAAAUCGCACCAUCGGCUGAAGACAAAUUUUCUUUAUCCUGAGGAUCUCACUCUGGGGACCAGUGGUGCUUAACUGGCAGCCUAAACACUAAGACUGUUCAUGUUUUUACUGUAACGUGUUCAACACAAAUGACUUACUCAUAUUUAAUAAAAGAAUGUUUCAUGUUAUCAUGAUGCUUGAUGGCCAGAUUUGGUCAGUAUU
This is a messenger RNA of Neoarius graeffei (lesser salmon catfish), 2707 nucleotides long. RefSeq names its product serine/threonine-protein kinase PAK 6. NCBI's taxonomy places the organism in Eukaryota, Metazoa, Chordata, Actinopteri, Siluriformes, Ariidae. Gene Ontology annotation, biological process: protein phosphorylation; regulation of MAPK cascade; intracellular signal transduction. The transcript is spliced from 9 exons. Gene Ontology annotation, cellular component: cytoplasm. The record is from RefSeq and is a predicted model, not a curated record. The coding region runs from base 185 to 2287 and encodes 700 amino acids. Gene Ontology annotation, molecular function: ATP binding; protein serine/threonine kinase activity.